GGGCGCCCUCGCCUAUAUGGGCCGGGAGCCCUUCCGCCGCCUUCGUCGGGCGGUGGGAUGCACCCCGACGCCCGAGCCUUCUGAUGACGAGGGCGGCAGUGGCCCCGCUGGGGCACAAGAUUCGAGCUCCCCCUACCGCCUGGACCCGGCGGUGAACGCCGAGAACCAGGUCACCGCCUCGUCCAAGGCGAAUGUGAACAAUUUGGACCCCGCCUUGGGCGACUCGUUCUUGGCGGCGGUCUCUUCCCCCACCGCCAGCAUGGCGACGCAGGAUCCAGUGUGGCUGCUUCGGGCGGACACCGCCGCUGCUGCUGGCGGCACUAUUUCCUCAGCGCCUACGGCUGGACCAACCUCUAUGUCAGCCACGGCGCCUACUACCUUGGCUGCGGAUGACGCCCAGCCGGGCGUGACACCGCCCCAGCAGGGCGGAGAGGCAACGCCCGAAGGGGGCCGCCCACUCCGGGCGCGACCCGCUCACGGGCUAAUAAGAUCGGCCCUCAACGGGCGGAUCCAGACCCAGUGCUGCCCACCGCCACUGGGGCAGAGCAGACGGUCCGCCAACUGGCGGACCAAAUUGAUGGGGCGGCAAAGCCUUCCAUACCAGAAGGCCCCGCCUACGGACCUGAGCAAUACGCCGGUCCAAGGGGCGACCAUCCCUAGGACGGACCCCGUCCAGCAACAGGGCCCAGGACCAUGCGGGGCGGACUUUGCCCACGCGCUCCAGCCGCCAGGGCAUUACCCAUUCCGCACCGCCUUGCAGCAGGCGGAAGCAGCAAGACUUGGGAUGAGCUUCGAAAGCUACAGCCGUCAUUCCGCGCCCGAGAUCUUUGAGCUGCUGCGGGCGCUGGACCGCAGAGAAGCCCAGCCCGAGCGGCAAGAGGCCCAGGCCCGUGCUAAGGGCGCCGCGCCUAACAUCGGGCGAGAGCUCCAAGAGCAGUUCGCCCAGGAGCAGGCCGAACUGGCGGGCAAGGGCCCAAAGAGCGUUCGCCCUUCGGGCGGAAAGGGCGUCAAGGGCCAAAGCAAAGGCCUUGCCAUUCCACCGCCUUUGAGGGCGGAUCCUUAUGCGGUCAGACCGCACAAUCCGCUCCGGCGGCCAGACCGCCUGGAGCAUGACAUCCCCUUCGGCAACCGCCGAAAGGAUGAGCGCCUCCAAGGCGCAGCAGGUGCGCCUUUGGCAGUCGGAGGGGGCGAUCACGACCGAACCUGUGACCGACCGCCUCGCUCCGCCUCUGCCGAAGAGAGCUCGCCCAGAUCCAUGAGAUCGAGAGGGCGAUCGAGGCUGACGAGUUUCGAUGCCCCCCGCCUCCAGGCGAGCUACUUCUUCAUCCAGCGCCUACCACGCCGCUGUCACCCCAGAUGCCCGGGACGACGCGUCCUGCAGUGGUGCAUGGCGCCCUGCAUUUCAGGCAACGCCUGCUGUGGCGUAGGGCG
Molecule: messenger RNA, 1431 nt
Organism: Symbiodinium pilosum
Lineage: Eukaryota; Dinophyceae; Suessiales; Symbiodiniaceae
Source: the annotation of a GenBank genome assembly